Papilio polytes (common Mormon) is the source of this 359-nucleotide messenger RNA. RefSeq lists its product as uncharacterized. The record is from RefSeq and is a predicted model, not a curated record. The coding region runs from base 59 to 259 and encodes 66 amino acids. The transcript has 3 exons. Lineage: Eukaryota; Metazoa; Arthropoda; Insecta; Lepidoptera; Papilionidae.
GCACUCAGAAGGCCUACGAGCAGUUCUAGUGAGAUCUACCCUUAUCUACAUCAUCAAAAUGAAAUUCGCUAUCUUCUUCGUGCUUUGCUUCGUGGCGUUCGCGGCUGCCGCCCCUCAGCUGCUCACCUGGCCUGGCCUUGUGGCCCCAUUAGCCCCUCUUGCCCCUAGGACUGUGGUGGCUGGCCCGACUGUCGUGAACGGUCUGGGUUGGGGCGGUCGCUUCAUAGCUCCUGGAGUCGUCGGCGCCACUGUCAUAUAAUUUUGCUCAAUACAGACGGAUCAACCUUACAAUAAACAAACGCACACACAUUCGAUGGUUAUAAAAAAAAUUGUAAAAUGAAUAUUUUUUAUAAAAAAAA